AUGCUCGCAGUCUCUUCCGUCGUUCUCUCUCUUGCGCUGAGCGCAUUCGCUGCACCUGCUCCAACUGCCCACGUUCGCCGCAUCUCCACCCGCAACGUGAAGUUCCUCAAAACCGAAGACGGCUUCUUCGAUCACCAAAAGGCCAUCCGCCAGGUUGCAUACGACCACAACAAAUACCGGAGCAACCUGAUCAACCUGCACGACAACGUCGGCGCAGACGCGUUCAAGGACGGUGCUCGGAUCCUCCCGCCCGUCGAGCACUUCGUCUCGCCUUCUGCACAAAAAGGCACCGAACCGUUGACCAACGAGCAAAACGGGCUCUGGGCAGGGUUUGUGGGCGUCGGCACCCCGCAGCAGAACUUCAACGUCGACUUUGACACUGGGUCCGCGGAUCUAUGGAUCCCAUCCGCCAACUGCACCGCAGCCAACUGCGCCCAGAAGGCGAAAUACCAUCCCGAAAGAUCUUCCACCAGCCAGCGUCACGACGACCAGUUCGGCCGUAUUCGCUACCAAGACGGAUCCGCCGUCUCUGGCCCUACGUUCACCGACACAGUGACUGUCGCGGGCAUCUCAGUGAAGAACCAAGGCUUCGCAGCCGCCGAGUCCAUCUCCGACGAGCUCGCCCAACGUCCCAUCGACGGCGUCCUCGGCCUCGCCUACCCAGCCCUCGCAAAGAUGGGACAGACGCCGUUUAUCAACACCGGCCGCGCCCAAGGCUCGAUCGCGGACGCCGAGUUCGGCCUCCGGAUCACCGACACCACCUCCGAGCUCGAGAUCGGCUUCCAGAGCGGGGAGCGAUGCGCCGACGCCCCCGACGUCCACCCCGUCACGGGCGAGUCCGGGUACUGGCAGAUCUCCAACGGCAGGGUCGGACGGGGCCUGCACGUGUACGCGCACGGCUUCUCCGCGGUUAUCGACUCGGGCACGACGUUCGUCUACGGUCCGCCCGCGGCCGUCGCCAAGUUCUACAAGUCGAUCGAGGGCGCGGAGCUGUGGGACGAGCGCAACGGGCUGUACUCGUUCCCGUGCGACGAGGCACCGUCAGACGCGCACUUCCAGUUCGACCAGGGGUGGAGGACGAUGAGCGCCGAGAGCUUCAGCUUUGGGCAGAUCGACGAGACGACGUGCAUCGGGGCGAUCGCGGGGCGGGACAUGGGGCUUGGGGAGGACACGUGGGUGCUCGGGGACAGCUUCCUGAAGAACGUGUACACCGCGUUCUCGUUCGAGACCAACGAGGUUUCGUUCUGUCGUCCCCGUGAUUAG
Molecule: messenger RNA, 1263 nt
Organism: Epithele typhae
Lineage: Eukaryota; Fungi; Basidiomycota; Agaricomycetes; Polyporales; Epitheliaceae
Product: protease
Exons: 4
Coding region: 1-1263 (420 amino acids)
Biological process (GO): proteolysis
Molecular function (GO): aspartic-type endopeptidase activity
Source: RefSeq, a predicted model, not a curated record